Molecule: messenger RNA, 966 nt
Organism: Bufo gargarizans (Asiatic toad)
Lineage: Eukaryota; Metazoa; Chordata; Amphibia; Anura; Bufonidae
Gene: PFDN4
Product: prefoldin subunit 4
Exons: 4
Coding region: 27-428 (133 amino acids)
Biological process (GO): protein folding
Cellular component (GO): cytoplasm; prefoldin complex
Source: RefSeq, a predicted model, not a curated record
UCUGCUAAGAAUAGUACAGUCCUAAGAUGGCGGCCACCAUGAAGAAAACGGUAGCUGAAGACGUGAACGUCACCUUUGAGGACCAGCAAAAAAUUAACAUCUUUGCAAGAAAUACAAGCAGAAUCACAGAGCUGAAGGAUGAGAUUGAAGUGAAGAAGAAAGAGCUUCAAAACCUAGAAGAUGCCUGUGACGACAUUCUGAUGCUAGAAGAUUCUCUCCUUAUCCCUUAUCAGAUCGGAGAUGUUUUUAUUAGUCAUUCCCAAGAGGAGACCCAGGAAAUGCUAGAAGCUGCUAAGAAAGGAUUACAGGAUGAAAUUGAUUCUUUACAGUCACGAGUAGAAUCUAUCCAGCAAGUCCUUGGUGAUCUCAAAGUCCAGCUGUACGCCAAGUUUGGAAACAAUAUCAACCUGGAAGCCGACGACAGCUAAAUCCUUUAAAUUAUUGUUUGUUUGGUUGUUUAUGUUUUUUUAUUGAUCAGGCAAAAAAAGCCAGGAGGGUGCUUAAAGGGGUAUUCCAGUUAUUCCCUAUCCAUUAAUUUCUAUUGGAGAUAGCCAGUACAGCGCUAUGACCCCUACGAUGUAAUCUAAUAAUAGUUAUCCCCUAUCCUUUGGAUAGGGCAUAACUUAAAACAACUGGAAUACCUCUUUACAGACGUGCCAUCAGUCUCCCCAAACAGUAGCUAUCUCUACAGCAUGUGUUUUCAUCCAUUCCCUGCUCAUCUACUGCUGGAGAGAUUCCAUUUCUCUAGUGCAGCCAGUCAGGUCUUCAGUACCCGGCAACAUCACUGACUUUUCUGCUGGGGAUUGUAGUUCAUUAGCUCCUAGAAUGGAAGAGGUCACCAUUGCUGUACAAUUCAAUUACCCCUUUCUGCUCUGUGUUCAUAAGUAACUGAGAAAUGUAUUUGUCCAGACUUGUGGGUCUGUUCUCCUGGAAACUCUAAAAUAAAGCAGUAUCCUGGCUUGCAAA